GAGUUCAUCGGAGCGCCAAAUGCAAAAACCAUCACUGCGUUCAACGUUAUCAUUUCGAAAUGAACGUGAUACAUUAAAUUUAGCGUCAAAUGAUUCACGUUCACGUUUUCCAUUUUUCCGCCUAAAAAAAGAAUGGAAAGAAAGGGGAAAAUUCGAAUUGGAUGCAAAAGAUGAAUGGAUAAGAUACAGCAAGGAAAAUUUGAAUGAUAUGUAUAAUAAUGAUUUCUAUCAAACAAAACUACCAGAAAGAAAUUAUUUGAGAUUUCAAAAUGUGCCCAAUGCGUUUGCAUUUCAGCAUGAUCUCGAACAAACCACUGCUAAACGUGCGUUAUGCUUAUCACUAUCAAGUGAAGCAUUAUCAGGAAUGGAUAACAAUUGCAACAAUAGCAAUAAUGGUAGUAACAGUAACAGUCAGUAUCGGAAAGUCAUCUUACGUCCACGAGUUAUAGUGGAUGGUGAUUCACUGGAUCCGACAAUAUUUACGCCAUCCACUGAUAAUCUCGAAAAUGACAGUGGAGUAGGAAGCCUUCAGGCUCGCAUUCGUGAUUCAGUAGUUUCUGCUCCAAGUCCUAGUCCAAUAAAUUGUAAUUCUAGCACUAUGCAUACCUAUUUCAGACAAUCUUUGAUCAACUAA
This is a messenger RNA of Acanthocheilonema viteae, 634 nucleotides long. The record is from the annotation of a GenBank genome assembly. Lineage: Eukaryota; Metazoa; Nematoda; Chromadorea; Rhabditida; Onchocercidae.